This is a messenger RNA of Acanthaster planci (crown-of-thorns starfish), 7256 nucleotides long. It is a transcript of the gene nbas, whose product is annotated as NBAS subunit of NRZ tethering complex. NCBI's taxonomy places the organism in Eukaryota, Metazoa, Echinodermata, Asteroidea, Valvatida, Acanthasteridae. Gene Ontology annotation, molecular function: SNARE binding. Gene Ontology annotation, cellular component: Dsl1/NZR complex. Gene Ontology annotation, biological process: retrograde vesicle-mediated transport, Golgi to endoplasmic reticulum. The record is from RefSeq and is a predicted model, not a curated record.
GAUGGCGACUUCCACGGAUAUAAAUCUGAGCGAUAAAGACGACGCCGAAAAUAUUUUGUAUGAUCUGCUUGUACUCGCGGAAUGGCCAAAGGAGCCAGAAACCUUGACUACGGUCAUUGCAGAGAAACCCAAAGGAUCCCUUGUUGGAAAGUUAUCCUCUGCUGCUUACAGAUCAGCAUGGACAUUUUUGCGCAGCACUGGACUGCCAUUGAGGACGUCAACUCCUUGCUCCCUUCCAGCAGCUCUCAUCAAGCUGAUCAACGCUCAGAUCAGCUGGCAUAUGGCCACCACAAGCAAUGAUCGGUUAUUAGCCAUUCUAGAAGAAAGUUGUAUCGAGAUACGAUCGGCUAGAGAUGACUACACCUCAAGUCUUGGCAAAUGCUCAAUUCCAAAGGAUCUGUACCCUCAGUGGAGAAAGCUAACUUGGAGUCCAGACGCCACCAUGCUAGCCUGUUCGGACAGCAGUGGCAACGUACGUGUUGUGGACCUCAUGGGUAGCAUUCUGUUCACAAUUGAGAAGACAUCCCGACAGCAGCAGCUUCCAGGAACUCCCUUGGACCUCAGCUGUGCCGUGGCAUCUCUCAUCUUCACCCAGCACAAGAAAAGCACAAAAUGGUCAACUGAGCUGAUUGUAAUAACAUACCACGGCAGUCUACAUAGCUACUUAGUCAGUCCAACAGAUGGCUACGUCCUCAAUCACUGCUUCCAGUUUGGUAGCGAGCAUCCAUUGGGUGUCAGCAGUGCUGUGUACCUACACACCCGCUCAUUGCUUCUGAUUGGCUCCUGCUCACAGGAGGAAGGGCAGGAUGCAGUUACCAUGGCAACGAGACAUGGCAUCAGUGCAUGGAGGCGGUUGGAUGAGGAACCGUACUACAAACUGGUGACUGACUAUUCUGGAGAGAUCAAGAAGUCUGGAAGUUCUCGCCGUCUUCUCCGAAGGAUGACAUCUAUUUCAAUCUUCCACAGAGUGGACAAACAGGAUGGAAUCUACAAGAUGUGCAUGUCACCGGAGGGAAAGCAAUUGGUGACUGUUCAUCAAUCAGGUCUGGUCUCUCUCUGGGACGUACCAUCUCUCAAGAACAGGGGAAUCUGGUCUCCAGAAAGUCAGCCUGGGUAUGAUGAGCAGAAUCCAAACAUUCUGAUUCCAUCCAAGAAGAAGCCAGCAGAAGGUCAACCAGCAUCUCAUUCUUUGAUUGAUGUCAACUUUUGGUCUGAAAAGGCCUUGAUCUUGGCCCGUUACUCAGGUGCUGUGGCUGUGGCCUCCACAAGGCACCUGACUAAUCUCCUGGGCGAUUCUUGUGAGUGGUUUGAGCCGGCGCCAAGAGUCAACAUAGCCUCUGACAAAGGGUUCCUGUCAAUUGAAUGUGAGAGCAAAACGUCCGCCCUGAAGCGUCGACGCAUGCCGUCUGAUCGCGAUGCAGAUGACAGUAAGAACCAACCUCCGGAGAAUGAGGACGGGGAUGAUAGUGACGACGAUGAUGAUGAUGAAGAUGUGACGAUGCUCACAAGAACAACCAAACUCAUGAAACAGGCAAUGUACUUCGUCACAGAAAGUGAUAGAUUUCAACCACCGAGGAAGCGUCCAAAAGUUGUGAGUCGGACAUAUCGUCUGGUGAGUCUCCAGAAAACGACACCAGAGGAAUUGUAUGCCAGAAGGAUUGAGAAUGAAGAGUAUGGUGAAGCUCUUGUCUUGGCCCGACGCUUCAAUCUGGAUGCAGAUCUUGUGUACCAGAGGCAAUGGAGAAAAGCUCGUGUCUCCAUCGCAGCAAUACAGGAUUAUUUGAGUAAAAUCACCAAGCGUGCCUGGGUGCUUCAUGAGUGCUUAGAGAGAGUGCCUGACGACAUUGAUGCAGCUAGGGAACUCCUGCAGUAUGGCCUAAGCGGCACGGACCUAGAAGCUCUCAUCGCCAUUGGCAGUGGAGAGGACCAUGGCAGGUUUAUUUUAAGUUCUGAUGUCGAUGAUGAGGAUAAUAUGGACCAACUGGAUCACUCCCAGGGCACUCAUCAAGAACCAUCCACCAAAGAGAAGAGAGAACGACUGAUAGGACAAGUCAACUUCAAAAGUUUAACACUGGAGCAGAGAGAACUGUGCCGUUGUCGUCUUAAAUUGUUGACAUAUUUGGACCGACUGCAAACAUAUGAGGUGAUAUUGGGAGGUGGAGAGGCAGCUUCCAGAUUUUACAGCGAUCAUUUCUUCAAGACAUUCCGUUCUCAGAAUAUUGUGGAAGCAGCUAUGCAGUUUGCCAGGGAUUCUGAUUGGCAGGCUGUCGAGACGCUUUUCACUCACCAUGGCAAUGACCUCUUACCUCAUUGGUUGAUGAUCCUCAAUAACUUCCCAGAGACCACCUCACCAACAGAGUACAGCAGCCUCCUUCCUGAAGUAAGCAUUAGUUCUAAUGCUAAUCCUGAGGUACUAGACUGGGAGAUGGCAGAGCAACGUGAGGCCGAUUGGUGUGAAGGGGAAAACUGCCAAUCAGCCAUCAAUCCUACCCCUAUGGACUAUGGAGCCUUCCUAUAUGAAGACCAACCCGAAUUGGCUCAUUUUAGGGCUGCCAAGUUAAGUAAAGUGUUGCUAACUGACUGGUAUAUUUGGAGAGCAAAGGCGAUAGAACGACGGUCGAGACAGGUUGACAAUGCUGUGGAACUGAUCAAUCUAGGAAUAGAGAGAAAUGUUCAGGGCCUUGAAAGCUUGCAAGAUGAUCUGUUGACGCUAGAGGUUGUAACCUAUGAAUGUCAGACAGAAGCAAGUAUAACUCUGGAUGGCCUCCAAUCCAUGACUGAUGUGGACAAGAUCCAUCUCAUGAUGAAUAAGUCGCCCAAGAAUAUGUAUGUCAAGAAUAUCAAGCGCUGGGUGAUACCAUUUCUGGAGAGGUGUGAGAAACAGGCUCCUGGACAAAAGAAGGAGUUGAUGACACAAUAUAUGCUGACCAUGGCUAAGGAGGAUUUGACCAACUGCGUGAUGAUAUUUGAAAACUCAAAGCCAACGAUUCCAAAUGGUAUUAUCAAGGAGAGUGACUAUUUGAUGAGUCUAGCAUUGCAGUGUGUGUACGCCAGUGAUCGGGAUGACCAGCUAAGUCAUUCCCUAGCCAUCUUGGAUUGCAUGCCAAGAAGAAGUUUCGGGAUGCAGUCAGAGGAGAUGUCCAACCUCCAUAACCGACUGGGUCAUCUCUCGGACCAUCUCCGAGCAGCUGAGAUCCUGAUCAAGCAUGACGUGCCCAAGCCUCCGCGAUUCAUACGAGAUUCUGAGACAGAUGAGGACCAGGCCAAGGCAUUGAUGAUCAGACUGUCCAGGCAGGCAGCGAGAAGGAAGUCACCAUUGAAUGCCGGGGAUUGGAAACAACUUCUGAGGGAUAUGUUGGAGCUUCAACGCAAGGUCUACACCUGCUUGGAGCCUCAACUCUGCUACGAGAUUUACACUGAGAGCUUACUGGGAUCCAGCUCCCUUUCCAACAUCCAGCUGGCUGGUGAGAUGCUGACGCGCUCCUCUUCUUCCUCUCAAGACCCUGUCUCCACCUCUGGUGACCAUGGUGGGAUCGCAUCAUCUGCAACAUCACGGAUCAGCUACAAGAGGUCGGUGGAGCUGGUGCUGUCAGCAGCUAAAGAAUAUUUCAACUCGUCUGCUGAUCUGAUGGAUUCUUGCAUGGAUUUAGCCAGGUGUUGUCUUCAGCUGUUGCAUGACUGUCCACCAGGUGUGCAGGAAGAGUUAGAUCUCAUAGCUAGCUUGGCUCUUCUUGAUGACUACAAUGUCUCCAUUCUCCCUUUACAAGUGAGGUUGUGUGCAGAUCGUCUGGAACUUAUCCAAAAAGUUUUGUCAUCAAUGCAGAGCUCCUACAGGGACUCAAAGCAGCUUCUUCGUCUAGCAAAAUUAUUACGUGUCUCGGGUACCAGUGAAGUAGAGAGAAAGGGCCAAGUGUUGUUACAAGUUGCUGAGGCUGCUUUGGCUGCUGCAGACUACCGGGCAAUGCACCAUACAUGCAUUGAGCUGAUACAAGCAGGUUAUAGUCCAGGAUGGAGCGUGUGCUACAAACUGGCCAAGGCUGAGGAAUUCAGAGAUCUCACCGCAAAACGAGAGCUGCUAGCCUUUUCACUUGCUCAUUGUGAGGAGGCAUCGCUUGAAGUCAUCCUUAAAGCCAGGAAUUCUUUGGAAAUGCAGAUAUUGUGUCUGUCAGUAAAUGUCCAUUCAUCAUCAAGUGUGCCAACAAAUCCUCCUGCAACCUCUGCUGCUGAUGAUGAUCAUGGUGAGGUUGCUAUGGAAACAGAAAUUGAGACACAGCCAUUACAGCAUGAAGAUCAGACUGUACUUCAAGCCGCUCUCGGCAAAACCACAGCCAAGACCAGACAGGUUUUGGCUGCCACAAGCACUACAACCAAAGCAGUGCUGGCUGCGGUCGGUGACAGAAGAUGGUGGAAGGACACAUUGAAGUGGAUGCGUCCUCUGGCUGGAGGCAGCCAUGGUACAGAGGAGGAAUAUGGGGUCAGAGGUGAAGGGAAUGUCAAGAUGGAUCAUCAUGGUUGCCAUCCGUUUUACAGGAUGGUGAUCGAUAAUCAUUUUGUUGCAAUGGAACAGAUGAAUUAUGGGCUAUACCGUGAAAUGCAGAUUGACAGGACGCCAUUGAAGCUCAGUCAGGAUCUCUUACAUGCUGGAUUGAUGGAGGGAACCAGUGAACCUAAUCUGGUUGCACAAAAUGAAGUUUUAUUACAAGCAGCACUGGAAGUCAUGACCUUUGACCUCACUCUUGGCCUUUGCUAUUUGCUAGCAUUACCAAAUCCUUUAGAUGCCGAGCAUUGCUUUGAGCAACUUCCACGUACUGCCAUGACCCUACAACUAGCAGCCUAUUACUAUGCCCUCCAAAUCCAUCACUCCGCCCACCCCAGUCAAGUCACAACCCUCGACCCCGCCUACCGCCUGACCCCCAGUAAGCUGAUUGAUCAGGUGGUGAGUCAGGUGACUGGUGAUAGUGGCCGUGAUUGGUCGGAGGAACAAAAGGGGUUGGUGUCUCAGUUGCAGCAUUACGUGGAACUGUUGGCUGAUUUUACACAGGCCGAGGCAUUACGGGCUUUAGGAAGAGGUGUUGAUGUCGCUAGAUUCACACAGGACAGCAAUUACAAACAUGAAACCAUUCUUGGCCUUGCAAUGACAACAGAAGAGGAAGUGUACAAGCUUUCUGUCUCGUUAGCUCAGCGUUACCAGCUGCCACUGUGGGAGGUGUACAUGACUCAUCUGGAGUAUCUCUUCUCAGAUAGUGGCAUGUCAACUCCAAAACUUGAAGAGUAUGUCACCAAUGCCAACAUACUACCUACUUUGGUCUCACAACCGUCAGACUUCUAUGAUCGUCUCAAUCUCUACGUCUUCCCAACCAUAGAGGGCAAUGAUCACAACCGCCUAAUUUAUUAUUACUCACUUCUCCUGAACUGUGGGUCAAAGGCCAAAGGUGAUUCAGUGACCCCCGAGAUGCAUAUUAAAUCACUGAAGAAGUUGAAAGCAGCAGCUCCAGGUCUUGAUUACAAGAGUUUACUGGACAGUCAGAAUGACCCGGUGGAUGUGAUUGGGCCAGUGUUGAGUGGAUCAAAUGUUCAUGUUAUCGCUAAACUAGCUGCCAAGAUACCACUACAGGGUGGUGGCAAUGUUUCUUCAAGUCAAGUGUUCCUGGCCUACAUCAUUAAGCUCUUCUGGGAAGGAGACCAAGGUAACAGGAGGAUUCCGGAAUCGACAGCUGACUGGCUCCAUCGAUAUGAAGCGUGCGGUGAGUUCUUUGCCCGUCUUGGACCAGCCGAUUUCACUGCAUUCAUUGCGAACGUCGUCUUCCGUGAAAAAUCCAUCCAGAAGCUGGACCUUGAGUGUCGUCAGAACGUCGCCAACCGAGCUUUAAAAUUCAGUCGUCAGCAAUCCGGGAAGCACAAACUAGCUGCAGCAACGGGGAACUUCACCUUAGACUUAGCCAUGGAGAAACUUCAACAGUAUGUCCGUCAUCUACAGAGCUUAGAGUCUGAAGGCGUUCAAGCUCUCAUACAAUAUGAUCAGGAAAUGUCAACAAGUUAUACUGUCAAGUAUGAUCUGACCCAGGGUGACCCUGACAAGCUGCGUACUUUCCUGGUGGACCUGUUGAGUGGCGGCGCAACCCUAGAACUCACUUCCAGACUUCUCAAACUGGCAUCCCUGGACCGAGCGACGCCAUUGUCUGCCAUCCAGCACACCUUGCAGACCUUACUGAGUCUCCUGAAAGGGGAGAGUGAUGGGGCCAUGAUUGGGGCGGAGUUGAAAGAGGAACCACUGGACAUGAUGGAGGUGGUACUGCGUACAGUCAGCAAACAUGAACAGCAAGGUGGUAAGAUGGUAUCUGCUAGUCAAAUUCUUGACGUCUUGAGACCAUUCUACAGUGAUAGUACCAUUGAUGCUAAGCUACGCAUUGAUGUCUUACUGAUCCUGGAAAAGACUUUUGAGCUUGGUAAGGAAGAGGCAUUGUUGCUGCUGUUCUAUCGUACAGAGGCUCUCGUCUCCUCCCUCUGGGAACAACAGGUUGUCGAGGCGGAUGUAGCUACAGAAGAUGCUCGUGAUAAACUCUUCUCAUUGUUGCUAAGAAACAGUCACUCCAUGGAGCAGCUGGUCACGUUGUCACGGUUACUACAGCAAUGGCCGCCACUUCAGAGAACUGAAUUAAGCAACGGUCCUGCCCAUCAUCCGUGGGUAGAGUUGUUAGUUGCUUGGAUACAACAUCCAGACAGCUCUCUGCAUGAUGACACUCUGUUGGACCUGUUUGAAUACUUUCACAUGUAUAGCACCAUCACGACAGAGUGUGUUGAAGUCUUGUACCAAGAGCUGGUUGCCCAGGGCUCCAUGCUGACAGCGAUGAAACUCAUCCUGAUCACUAAGGAAACCAGACUCUAUCCAGUCCUUCUAGAUUAUUUGCAUCAGGAGAAGCAGGUAAGACUGGGUGGGCUAGACAUCGCUUGCAGUGACAUGUACACGCCAGUCUGAGAUGUAACAUGUACAAGCCAAUCUGAGAUGUAACAUGUACAAGCCAGUCUGAGAUGUGACAUGUACAAGCCAGUCUGAGAUGUGACAUGUACAAGCCAGUCUGAGAUGUGACAUGUACAAGCCAGUCUGAGAUGUGACAUGUACAAGCCAGUCUGAGAUGUGACAUGUACAAGCCAGUCUGAGAUGUGACAUGUACAAGCCAGUCUGAGAUGUGACAUGUACAAGCCAGUCUGAGAUGUGACAUGUACAAGCCAGUCUGAGAUGUGACAUGUACAAGCCA